Molecule: messenger RNA, 990 nt
Organism: Exophiala bonariae
Lineage: Eukaryota; Fungi; Ascomycota; Eurotiomycetes; Chaetothyriales; Herpotrichiellaceae
Exons: 1
Coding region: 1-990 (329 amino acids)
Biological process (GO): protein phosphorylation
Cellular component (GO): cytoplasm; nucleus
Molecular function (GO): protein serine/threonine kinase activity; ATP binding
Source: RefSeq, a predicted model, not a curated record
AUGGCUAUGCUAACCACUGGACUGGAGGACGAGCAUAUCGGCGUCGAUGACUUGAACUUCUUAGCCUUGCUUGGUGUUGGUGUUUUUAAUGAAGUCCUGUUAGCAGAGAGCAAGACCUCGAAGAAGUUGUAUGCAGUAAAAUCCUUGCAGAAGAAGUCUAUCAUCUCCUACAACGAGACGAACCAUGUUCAAAUUGAGAAGCGCGUGCUGCUUCUUGCCAACAAGGAUCGUCACCCGUUCCUUCUCAACAUGCAUGUCUGUUUCCAGACCGAAAAUCAGCUCUUCUUCCUUGUGAACUACGUAGCUGGUGGCAAUCUCUUGCUACAUAUUCAGCGCGGAGUACGCUUUCGUCUUGAACAGGCUCAGUUUUAUGCCGCCGAGAUCUGUCUGGCACUCAAAUAUCUACAUGAGCAUGGCAUCAUUCACCGCAACUUGAAGCUCAGCGACAUUCUCUUGGAUCUCGAAGGCCACAUUAUGAUCAGCGACUACAGGUAUUGCAAAGAGGAUAUGUGGCACAAUUCCAGAACCCAUACUUUCUGUGGCACUAAUGAGCGAUUGCCGCCUGAAGUCCUUUUGGAUGAGCCCUAUGGUCGUGCUGUGGAUUGGUGGGGUUUUGGUAUAAUGCUUUACCAGAUGCUCUGCUAUUCUACUCCAUUCCCAGGAGAUGAUGAGGACGAGAUCUAUGAUGCUAUUCUGGAUGAUCAGCCGACAAUGACGAGCAAUCUGUCCCCGGAAGGUAAGUCUAUUCUGCAAAAUUUACUGCAAAAGAAACCUGAGCGUAGACUUGGGAGUGGACCCAUGGAUGCACAAGAGAUUAUGUCGCAUCGAUUUUUCAAGGAUAUUAUCUGGGACGAUGUAUACCAUAAGAGAGUGGAAGUCCCGUUCAAGCCCACGAUCAGACACCCACAAGAUACUAGCAAUUUCGACCAGUCUCUCCAAGAGUGCGACUUUACACCAGUGGGGCUGUCUGAAGGCGCAGGUAUGUCAUGA